This is a messenger RNA of Symbiodinium pilosum, 563 nucleotides long. Lineage: Eukaryota; Dinophyceae; Suessiales; Symbiodiniaceae. The record is from the annotation of a GenBank genome assembly.
GCAAGUCGCUCCCUGCCGAGCUGGAUGCAGAAAUUGUAAACACUGACGAAGGACCUCCGUAUUACCACGUGCAGACUAUUGGGGCGGUGUGUGCAGAAGAUGAGCACAUUGAAGCCAAGGACGUCGACGGAGAGGGCCGCGACGACUGGCAAGAAGAGCUAUCGGACAGAUUGGAGGAGACUCGCGACCCCAAGAUGUGGGGAACGGAAUCAGAGAUGCUGAGGAAGAUCUUUGGCGUCAACGUUCACCCGGUCUGGGGCGGCUGGUAUGCGUAUCGAGCCUUGAUUGUUCUCCGCAAGGGCACUCAGGCGUCGCUUCAACAGCCAGAGCCUCUGACAUUCCUGAUGUUGGAGGACAAGAAGCGCAUCCUCUCUGAGUACAAUCUGAGGCACCAGCUCUGCUUAUGGCGAGACAUCAAUGAUUCGCACGUCCCCGAAAGGAGAUACAGUCCAGAGGAGUAUUUCUUCUUUACGGAAACUUCUCCGGACAAGCGAAGGCGCUUCCUUGAGAUGAAGGCUUCGCAGAUGGCCGCUGUGCCGCGGCCACGGUGGGAAGCACGUUGA